AGCACACUAAUGUCAAUUUUGACAUGACAUACAAAGUCAAAACAUGAAAACAAGAAAAGGAAAAUAAACAUGUGAACAUCAUGGCAUUGUCGGCCACUUUAGUUUCCCAACUAAACUAGAGAGAUAAAUACAUUAAGUCACAACAUUUGAAAUCUCCAGUCUUAACCGUGAAUCAUGAUCGUUGCUCUUCAGACUUUGGUUUUUUUCCGUGAAUCUUUACUGUCGGCAUUGGACAGUUUGUUACGGCCUUACUAUAAGCACUUGACUUUAGCUUUUACCCGGAGUGGGAAUGUUUUGGAGGAUGAGGAAUCUGAUGACCAAGUGUUCGCGGAGUAUGACGAUGAGAAAGGUGUUGUAUUUUUCCCGCCAAUGUACGCUCAGCGGUAUGCCGCAGUUAGCGACUGGUUAAUGGAUGAUCGUUGGUGUGGGAAGCUCGAGAAGGUAGUGGAUUUUGGCCACCAUGACAUGAGUUUUAUCAAGUAUUUGAAAGAGGUUCCUGGCAUCCGUUACAUUCUUGGUGUUGACAUUGAGACCAUUCCUCUGAGAUGUUCUUCUGAUCUACUUGGUGGUGAUGAGUAUUCUCCGAAGAGGGAGAGCCCUUUGCAAGUCACUCUCUUCCAAGGUAAUGCAGCAGAUCCAGAUUACCGUCUAAUCGGCUGUGAUGCUGUUGUUGCAAUCGAGAUGAUAGAACACAUGCUUCCUCAUGACCUGGAAAGACUGGUUCACACUGUAUUUGGAUUCAUUAAACCCUGGAUUGUCAUCUUCACUACACCCAAUGCAGAUUUCAAUGUCUUGUUCAAGGCUUUGGAGAAGAAUGGUCUCCGACGUAUGGAUCAUUUCUUUGAAUGGACUAGGGAGCAGUUUAAUGAUUGGUGCAGUAACAUAGUAGUUAGGUAUCCUAACUACACAGUGACCUGCCAGGGCAUAGGUCCGGGACCGCCGGGGACUUUGCACCUCGGCUGCUGCAGCCAACUCUCUUUGUUCAUUUCCAAAAACUACCAUAAGCAGGCAGAUCUAAAUAUCAACAGUUUGGCUUUGGUUGAAAAUGCACCGAGUCCCAAUAACUUUAGCGACCUAUUUGGAUGUUGCGACAGUUCGGUGGGUACUAGGCAGGAAGUCGAACGUGGAACGUCUAGAACAAAACAAAGCACGGAAUCCCUAACUGAGUUAAUUUACCCAGAGAUACAGUCACACCUAACGCUUGUCAUAUCCUCAACUCUAUGCAACUCGAUGCCCUUCUCUGAUCCUACCUUUGUGGAGACCUACACGUACAAAGACCAAACUCUUCAAUGUAACCUUGAUACAGAGAUAGGAAAAAGUUUUCUAAUGUUUGACUAUGAAGAUUAUUAUCAUGUGUUGGUGCCAAGGAGGCGGGUCCAACAUAAAGUUUAUGAGAUUGAAGAUGUCUGUAGCAGGUUAAACUGCUCAACGCUACAAGUGAAAAAGUUUUCGAAGACCACGCAGAAUUUGAUGGCCAAAAACAAGAUAGACUCUCUAGUCCACACCAGGGAGGUGGUGGACGAGAUCCGACACCUCACUAAAACGUUGAACUUCAAUAAGUUCAGUCGACCUGAAGAUGGGAGUCAUAUCUGGAACAACAUCAAUUGGGGUGACAACGCGCCGUACUGGAACCAGUAUUAUAAAAUAGUUAGAGAGUGCAUCUAUCCGUUUGAGGCGAAAUCCGAGGAAGCAAGAAUGUUGGACCUGAUAUCUGAAGAGAUCAACCGUCUGAUCGACAUGCAGUAUGACGAGGAGUUCUCGGUCGACGUCAACAGGCUGGAGAUUCCCUUGACUCAACUCAUGACUGUCGUACAUCAUAUUACUACCGACAUCGAUAGAGUACGAGACCUCCUCGAAUGGAACGGCUAUGAGGUGGUGAACGACGUGGUGAUCCACUCGCGGCUCGUGGUGGACAACACUUCAGUCGCCACGCACGACGAAGACUGGCCGGACAAUGAGACGUUAUCUGAUUGGGACACUGACCUCUAUUCCACAUCGAUGUCAGUGGGAAGUACGAUAAUACCGGACCUUCCUGGACGUUGUCUACGCCGUGCCUUAGACGAAAAAGUGCGCAGUUUAAGAAGAAUGUUAAGCGCCGAUGAAGACAUUACUACGGAGCUGGACAGGGUAGUCUGUAGACUUAUGAGGUUGGCUUUACACUCCAGUAGGGGGCGCCAGACGCCUCCCCCGUCCAGGUGGAUGCAAUGCAAACUGCUUGAUCUCCUCACUCUCACGGAGAAGGCUAUAGGAAGGCGUAAGAAGCAGUUUAUUGAAAACUAUCCAAUUUUGGCUAUAGAGGAUGCUAAACCGCCAGAUGUUGAACUAGACCAAGAUACUAGAAUAAAAGAAAUUGUUGAGAAAUAUCGUUACAUACUACAACCAAUAGAAAAAACGAUCACGGACGGUACAAAUGGUCAGAAUUCUGACGUAGAUAUUAUGGAAGACGAAUGUCUCAGUACGACUAGUAACGAGUUCUUAAAAGACUAUGAAUAUGCCAAAGAUAUUUCCCCAAGUUUGGUUAUACCUGAGCCAGUUUUCAGUACGGAGAAUUUCAAACGCGCAGAUUCGCCUCAUGUAGAAGAGAAUCCAUUAGAAAGAACUAAAGCUUGGUUAGAUGAUGACAUUGAAGAUACUUCAUUCCCCGAACACGAAGUAAAUUAUGAAAACAUAAGUUCUGGUGACACAGACCAUAGUCUCACUAACACAAGACAUAAACUCAAAAAAGCAAGCAAAAGACAAAAGAUAAAUAAAAAAGAUUCCAAAGAAUUUAAAGCAGAUUCAAAAUUGUCAUCACCAAGCAAAGUUUCUUCGAAGUUUAAAAUUAAACGCGACGAUAAACAUAAAAAGAAGAAUGGCAACACAAAGAAUACGAAGAAGAUACCCAAAAAGAAGCCGAAUUACAGCGCUUUGAUCAAGAAUCAGUAUUCAUCAUCUGAUUACGAUAGCUAUCCAGUUCAGUCGAAGAGAAAAAGUAAUGAGAAUCAGUCUUUUAACGUGUCUGCAACAAAACCGAUCCCCGAAAGUUUAAUAGAACUUUGUCAUCCAGAAUUGAAGGCUGACAAAGGUGGGCAGCCUCGUCCAACAACGACUAAUAUCGCCGACAUUAGCCAUAACAUAGUAACUACUAACAGACCUAGUUGUGACAUCGCUGCCACCGAAGAAAGUUGCCUUGUUGAUAUUGUCAUGCAAGACUUUGAGGAGACUAUAGCAUUGCGUAGAACUGUAGGGACUGAUGCAGAAGAAAAACCUGUUGAUAUUAAGGAUGACGUUGACAGUCUUAAUAAUGAUUUCGAUGAAACAUUGUGUCUCAAACAUGAAGUGAGCACGGAAAAUGUGCAGUCACAAACAAUUUUUCUUAACGAUAUAAACGAACCUAGUACGUCAAAGGGUAUUCGUCAUAAUAUUAGCACUGACGUACAGUGUGGACCUGAUACUUUUGCAACUUACUCAAUGCUAUCCGCAUCUACGUCUUUGGUCAAGAUACCGCCCGUAUUUACCGCGGGCGUUAAAAUUAAUGAAGUAACAGCUGACACUAAAAUGAAAGGGACAGAUUUUGGUACAUCUACCCAAGACACUAACACCACAACUCUUACACCAAGAUUGAGGUCGGUUGGAAUUAAAAUAAAGGAUUCUGAUGUAAAUUUAAAUGCCAAAACUGAAUCGUAUAAUCGAAUAGAAUCUUGUACCAUGACCGUACAAGAUUCUAUUCUUCAAACGCCUGGGACGUAUAGUUACUGUUCAAGACGCGGUUCGGAUAGAAACAGUAUAAUAUCAUCUCCUGAGACAAGAAUGUUGAAAGUCAUAUCGAGUAAUCUGAAAACAGAGGAUUCAGGAUCAGAAUUUUGGGAACCAAGUAUCGCGAGUUCCUCAAAAACUCGUACGUUUUUUGUAAAUGCGUCUUUAAAUGCAAGUCAAGUUAUGGUUAAAUCUGCUAUGAGCAAAGACGUAAUAAUAGAAGCGUGUUCUAGUAAAGAUAUGCGUCCUAGACUAUGCUGUGGAGGUGUCCAUGUCCACAGCUUCAAAGAGCAAGAAUCGUCUGAAGAUGUUGUUUAUCAAGGACAGUGGCAGCGUCAUAAACCUAAAGCGUGUGCACGAAAAAAGUCUCGCAAUUUUAUACCUUUAAGAAAAGCCAAUGAAUCGGCUGCAAAGAAAAAUAGAGAGACUUUAAAGGCAAAAGGAGUUAGUUCCAAGGAAAAGGUAGUUAAGAAAAGACAAGAGAAGAAACAGACCGAUGCAGAAACAACGAAACCCGUUCAAGUGCGACAUAAAGAACCAAAUAAACUAACACGAGAGGAAAAUAGCCAAACAAUGAAGCCUUCUGUUACUAGUACUAAGAAAUUAUCAAACACAGCUAAGAAGAUGCCUAAGCCAGUAAAAACGUUUACCAAGGUCGCAUCUAAAUUAGGAACUAGUGUAAUCACAAAGAACACCAAAUCUACGUUUACUGUCAAGAAACCAACUAUAUUGUCCAAUGCAGCUGUUAAAAAAGACAAUGAUAAACCACAGAAAUUAAAGAAAACUUACAUACCCUUAUACUUACGCUUACGAAGAGGUUCACUGCUAUCAGACAGCGACAAAGAGAAUUUAAACCAAAAUAUAGAUUCUGCAUGUGAAUCCAUUUCGGAAAAUAAAAAUAGUGUAAUGGAGAAAAAAGUUCCUAUUAACAAAUGGAUUAAAAAUGACAUCGAAAAAGAUUUGCUUAAAUUCAGCAACGAAGUACGCGAGAAUGUUAGUUACUACAUUUUUCGCAACGAAUUAGAAAACAAUGUAGAAUCACCAGAAGAUCUAUCAAGUGGGAGUACUGUCACUCACACUGAUCACAAUAAAAGUACCCCUAGGCCUUUGGAAACUGUGCAACGUUCUCAUAGUCCUCAAUCUAUGAAUAGUUCCACUUGCUCGUCUCUAAAUAGUGUAGCUACAGUUAGGGCAGCCACCACACGAAAUAAGAAUAUGACCCACAGGAGACAUUCGGCUUCAUCUUACAAAAGUAAUUUAACUACGAAUAGUGAUUCAGAUAGUGCACCAACUAUGAAGAAAAUUAACAAACGGUGCAAAAGUGGCAAAAAGACUGAGAAUAAAGACGUCAUCAACACAGAAAGUGUUCCGGAAUCAACACAAAACCUAAACAAGUCAGCUUUUAACAGUAAGCACAAAAGUGUGUAUAUAGCACAAAUUAAAACUGAAGGGUCUCCACCGCCCAACACUGUGUCGCGACAUAAGACACAAAUAGCAAAUAAAUCAAAUAUAAAAAUAGCUACACGGAAAGACAGCGAUGAAAAACACCGUGCAAAUGACCCUACAGUUUCGAAGAAAAAGUCAGUAAAAUCAGAUACAUCAUCGGUAUAUGAAGAUUUUAUUACAAAUCAAUCAGAUUCUUUCGAGAGUUCAGAUUCCGCGAAUAUGGUUCUGGUUUUGGAACCGCAGGUAAAUUAUGAUAAUAUUAUGGAUAUGCAAAAUCAUUCACCCGUUCGAAACGAACGAACUGCGGACUGUGAUGUAGAUCCCAUCAGUCAUUCAGUACCAGAAUGGGUUCAAAACUCGAGUUUACACAGUCACGCAAGCAGCAUUCGCGACUCUAUGAGACGGAUAUUGGAAGAUACACUAGAUUUAAUUAUUUGGCCGGAUGAACAUAAUGUCCAUCAUUUAGAUUCUAAAACGGUCAUUUUAAGUAGAGAACAAAAUCAUACUGCUCGUGAAGAUAAAGAUGACCCAUUAGACGUUAAAGUACCCGCUGAACCCGUCGGGAUCACACAAUUUUUAGAGAACGAUAUAGAAACUGCUUUGAAUAGAACCUUCGAUACUGUUCGUGGCGACGAGUCUGCGACGGUCAGCUUAAACGACACAAGUUUAACAAUUGCUGAUUUGGACAUGUUAUCAUUUGAUUCAAUCAUAUCAGUUUCAAAAUACUCUGAGUUUUUCAUGGCUGACAACGAACUUAGCCUGUCUUUAGAGUCGGAACAGGCACCGACAAUAUUAGCACAAAAUACGACCUCUGUGCGGGAUCUAUUUGAACGGAAAGAACCGCACAUGAUUCAGAAUACUCCGGGUGCACUUGCAGUGCAAGCAUUUAGUGGAUUCUCCCUCGACGUUGAGCCAGUAGCUGGCGAUCAACCUGAUCCAAUCGCGCUUAUCGACUCGGAAACAGGCAGUCCGGCGUUAGGAAUUGCUAGACAAGCUACGUCGGAAGAAUUAUUUAUAUCGGGUAGAUCAUCAGACAGUUACGAGUCGUGUCUUAUAGAUGACGAUACGGUUGUUCCGAACUGGUUGUUUCAACUUCUCAGUCAGCAACAGUCUGUGGAAGAAGAUCAGCAGCCAGUCCUUGUGGGUCCUGCGGACGCACUACCCAAUGAGCCGAUGUACGACGCGAAUGGAAACGUCAUUGAACCUGCCAUGAUUGGUGUCGGCGCUGGCGCUGGUGACGGACGAGGCAUGCAUAGUGACCACUCGCAAGAUAGUUCUGGGAGAGGCACCUCACUUAGUUCCAGUGAUACCUCAUCAGGACCACAGAGUGAAGUCAGCACGAUCCUAAUCGACCCAGCAUUUACGACUCCGUUCGACCUCCUUCGUGAUCCCCUGUCUAGUUCUGCGGUGUUGUCAACUGAGGCUCACUCAUCUGAUAGGACGUACAGAAUAGACAGUGACCUACGUGAUGACAGGACGAGAAUCCUAAACGGAGCGAGUGAUGUUGACGCUGACGUGAGCUCCAUCGAUACGGAUGUACCCGAUCUGUCUGAUAACUGAUUUUUUUACUAUCACACAUUGUAUUAAGUUGUGGCAUUCUGCACAAACUAAUACAAAUGCCUGUACAAGUAUUUAUUGUAUAGUGUUAGGGACUCCGCAUAGUACAAUUUUAGGACAACUUCUAAAUUGGGAGAUGCAAGUUUUGGUUUCUUUAAAUAACGUUAAAAUUGGCUCAUUACCUAUUUACGUAAACUUUUGUAUCAGUUUGUACAGUUUUGCCCGACUUGUGAUACAGUGUGCAAGGUAUAGUUUCACAGUUUGCUAGGGGUGAUUUUGAAGGUACCGGGCGAAAUUUCAGAUUUUCUUGGAAAAUGAAGUUGUAUGUCGCCGCCGCGGCGCGUUGUAGAUAUUGGCGUUCUAAUAAAUUAUUUGUUAUCUC
Messenger RNA from Spodoptera frugiperda (fall armyworm), 7120 nucleotides. RefSeq lists its product as uncharacterized. NCBI's taxonomy places the organism in Eukaryota, Metazoa, Arthropoda, Insecta, Lepidoptera, Noctuidae. Gene Ontology annotation, biological process: piRNA processing; siRNA processing; RNA methylation. The record is from RefSeq and is a predicted model, not a curated record. The coding region runs from base 175 to 6741 and encodes 2188 amino acids. Gene Ontology annotation, molecular function: O-methyltransferase activity; RNA methyltransferase activity. The transcript is spliced from 24 exons. Gene Ontology annotation, cellular component: nucleus; cytoplasm.